AAAAGCGGGACUCGGAGCUCGAAAGAGAGGGAGAGAGAGAGAUAGAGUGAGAAAGAGAGAGAGAGAGGGGGGAGAGAGAGAGAGAGAGAGAGAGAGAGAGCGAGAGAGAGAGAGAGCGCUAAACGACACGGCUGUAUCUGUACCUGUCCGGAUGGGGAUGGAGAUGCUGCAUGGAUCCGCAGGUGUCCAAACGGCGAAGGCGCUGAAAAACGCCGCCGUGUGCCUGAUGCUGCUGCCCCGCUUCCUGCUCGCGGCAGUGAUGCUGUGGCUCCUGGAUUUCCUGUGCAUCCGGAGGAAGGUGCUCAUGAAGAUGCGGGAGAGCGACGUCGGCAGCCCCGACGACCCGCCGCUCUGCGUGUCCGACUCCAACAAGAUGUUCACGCUCGAGUCGCUGCGCGCCGUGUGGUACGGCCAGAAACUGGACUUCUUCAAGACGGCGCAUUUGGGCGGCGCGGCGCCCAACACCGAGGUGGUCCCGCUGGACAGCGAGCGGCGGAGAGGGGCGCAGCGGAUCCUGGACUACGCCCGCGGGAGGAGACCCCUCAUCCUCAACUUCGGGAGCUGCUCCUGACCGCCGUUCAUGACGCGCCUGUCGGCGUUCCAGCGCGUCGCCCGGCAGUACGCGGACAUCGCGGACUCGCUGCUGGUGUACAUCGAGGAAGCGCAUCCGUCGGACGGCUGGGUGAGCUCCGACGCGCCCUACCAGAUCCCCCGGCACCGCUGCCUGGAGGACAGGCUCCGCGCUGCGGAGCUCAUGAACCAGAAGGUGCCGGGGAGCGCCGUGGUCGUGGACACCAUGGAGAACUCGUCCAACUCGGCGUACGGCGCCUAUUUCGAGCGCCUCUACAUACUGAAGGACGAGAAGGUCGUGUAUCAAGGCGGCAGGGGUCCGGAAGGCUACCGGAUCUCGGAGCUCAGAGACUGGUUGGAGCGCUACCGGAACGAUCUGGAAGCUUCUAAAUCGGCGGUGGUGGUUCACGUUUAAAGCGGACGGACGGAUGUUUUUUCCCCUCAGCCCUACUCUCGUGUCCUUAUCAUAAAGUCAUUGGCUGUGUUUCAAAACAUAGUGACUGUCUGCGCUCUCACCAACGGGGAAAAAAGUUCUUGAUGUUCCAUUAUAGCUUUUGCAGAUCAAUGUUUUGGGUUCUUCAAACCUCAUUGGUGGCGUUUCAAAACCUACACUCUCUUAAAUAUGCUAUAUGGCUCUUUGGGAAUGAAGGAGCAUCCACUCAAUGAAACAGUGAUGAUUUUCCAUGGAGCUUGAGCCAGGCUUCUCAACCAGGGGUCCAUGCACUGUAAAAGCGUUUUCUCAGGUAACCUAAAGAUGAGAAUGACAUUAGGUUACAGCAUUUAAAGUCAUUUUAGCAGUAGAAACAGAUUCUUAACAGUUGCACAUUUCACUUUGUUUACAGUGUGGACCCCUGGGGGCCCGUGAAGUGUGUUUUUACAUUUCCAUGUCAUGUUCUAGAGCGGUAUAAGAUGGAUGGAUGUUUUUCCAGACCACUCUUGUGUCUUUAUAAUGAAGUCAUUAGCUGUGUUCAAAACCUGUUUGCGAUCGUUUCACACUCGUUACAUCACACACUCUAAAAAAUGCUGGGUUAAAUACAAAGAUUGGGUUGAUUUGACCCAGGGGUUGGGUUAAAUGUUUGACCCAGCCUGCUGGGUAGUUUUAUUUAACUCAACUGUUGUUUAAAAAAUUACUGUAUUGCUUGAUUAAAUUGAACCCAAAAUAUGUUGGAAAUUAACAUUUAUUAAUAUGUUUAAUAAAUGAACAAUAAACAUUUAUUAAACUGCUUAUUAAUAAAUGUUCACCUUUGUUUCCUCUAGUAAUUAUGUGUCUUAUUUCUAAUUUCCAACCUAUUUUGGGUUCAUUUUAAGUCAGAUAUAUAGUCAUUUUCAAACAAUAGUGUUAAAUAAAACCGCGCAGCACGUUGAGCAAACAUUUAACCCAACCGCUGGGUUAAAACAACCCAGUUUUGUCCAUUUUCAACCCAACUUGGGUUGUUUUUAACCCAGGGUUCUUGAGAUCCUAAACGCUCUUUGAGAAAUCAAAAAAAGUCCUUGAUGUUUCAUUAUGAUCUAACAAGCAGAAAUAAAUGACACUAGAUCCAGGGUUUUCAACCAGAGGAGAAAAACAUUUUUAUGACAUUUCCAACUGUUUGAAUUGAUCUGUUUAGAAUUAUAUUAUGCAUUAUUGCUUAAGUUCUGAAGUGUUGUCAAGCUUUUUAUACCGGGUCUGUAAACGGCUGAAAACCCUUGAACUAGAGGAUAAAACGUUGAGAAGGUUCAUGCGUUUCAAACAGGCAGACACUAGGUUUUGAACACAGCCGUCAAAUCUGCUGCUAUACAGGCUGUCGACCACAAUACUGCAAAUGUUGGCUUUUAGUUUCAUGCAUACAGUUAUCUAGACAGAUGUUUAUGUUGUCAGUGGCCAUGCGACCGCAUGAUAGCUGUUGUGCUUUCGUCUCUGUUCUUUAGGCCUACUUGUUUUAUGUCAAUCCAACCUGGCAUUUUAUUUGAAAUAUUGCAAAGACGGUAUAUCUAUCUAUCUAUAACAUAUCCUAUUUUAUUUUUGUAUGGUAUCUUUCCCUCGUGAGUGUGAGUGUGUGUGUGUGUGUGUGUGUGAAUGUGCGGCCGGGAGGCCGUUUCAUUGUACUCUGGAGUUAUUGUGAAGAUCGGUUUUUAAAAGGAUUUUAACCAGAAAACCGAUACUGAUGUAAUUUGACACUAGAGUACAGGACAGAGAAAUGGCCUCCAGACGUAUUGCCAAAUGUUGUUUUGUAUAUGGUGUAUAUUUUAUUGAACACUUUUUUUAAAUAAAUGGUAGAGCACCCUCUAAAA
Molecule: messenger RNA, 2841 nt
Organism: Ctenopharyngodon idella (grass carp)
Lineage: Eukaryota; Metazoa; Chordata; Actinopteri; Cypriniformes; Xenocyprididae
Gene: dio3b
Product: iodothyronine deiodinase 3b
Exons: 1
Molecular function (GO): thyroxine 5'-deiodinase activity
Source: RefSeq, a predicted model, not a curated record